GAUUCCCUCAUGACUCUCCCUUUCUCUUUUCCUCCUCGGCCAUCAGCAACAUGAAUGAUCAGGACGGUGAAUUUCCUGCGGUCCAAGGUGGAGGCAGCCUGAUCCUCGCCUGGCAGAUUAGAGGCAAAAAAGUACUUGUUGUUGGCGGCGGCGAGGUCGCAGCAGGGCGCAUCCUCAACUGCCUCAAUGCCGACGCUAUCGUCACCGUCGUCUGCCCCACGUCCGGCCUUAACGCAGAAGUAGCACACCGCGUUGCGCGCAGCCAAGUGAUGCACGUCGACCGCCGAUUCCAGCCAUCCGACCUCGACGAUCCGGCCAUCAGCCUGGUCCUGACGGCCAUCGACGAGCCGCAGGCGUCCACGGAGAUCUGGCAGCUGUGCCAGGCGCGUCGCAUCCCCGCCAACAUCGCCGACGUGCCGCCUGAGUGCGACUUCUACUUUGGCAGCGUACACCGCGAUGGUCCCUUGCAGAUCAUGGUGAGCACCAAUGGCAAGGGCCCCAGGCUGGCCAGCACUAUACGAAAGGGCAUCGCGAGCUCGCUGCCCAAAGAUGCCGGCGCCGCCAUUGAGAGGGUCGGCAGGCUGCGCGCCAUGCUGAGGAAGGUCGCGCCUGGGAGUGACCAGGUGAGCAGGAGGAUGGGGUGGAUGAUUAAGGUUAGCGAUGCCUACAGCUGGGAGGCGUUUUGCGACUUGACAGAGGAAGACAUGGAGAAUUUGCUCUUGUUCUUCUCGAGAGGUGAGGUGCCGGACCUCGACCUCAUUAAAUCCAUGAGGGAAGUGCCAGAUUAUGUCUUUGAUGGUUCCUUUGGGUUUUCAGUCGGCUGUUAACGACGAGUUGUACCCGAAAGUUUGGUGGGAACAGGAGGGAAAAAAAAGUAAAAAAAAAAAAUACAUGGUACAACAGAGGGCCCCAAAAGAAGAAGAAGAAGAAGAAAGAAAGAAAGAAAGAAAGAAAGAAAGAAAUUGAUACCCGGGCUGGCAUGAAGGAGGCGUUCCGGUCUUCGCAUCAUGGGGUCCUAGAUGGUAGCACGGGAUGCCGGAUGAGAUGAACAAUCCUGAUUUAUAUUUUCC
This is a messenger RNA of Cryphonectria parasitica EP155, 1070 nucleotides long. RefSeq names its product siroheme synthase middle domains-like protein. The transcript is spliced from 2 exons. Gene Ontology annotation, biological process: siroheme biosynthetic process. The coding region runs from base 51 to 827 and encodes 258 amino acids. Lineage: Eukaryota; Fungi; Ascomycota; Sordariomycetes; Diaporthales; Cryphonectriaceae. Gene Ontology annotation, molecular function: protoporphyrin ferrochelatase activity; precorrin-2 dehydrogenase activity. The record is from RefSeq and is a predicted model, not a curated record.